AUGGGCGAUUUAUAUGGCCUUUUGCAGGAACUUCAAAUUGAAAAAACCCUUAUAACUCAAGAUGACAUGAAAAUCCUCUUGCACGGGAUUCCAGUCAGCGAAAGUGAAGACGACUUAAGUGAUCAUAGCUCGAUCCGAUUUACACCUGAGCCAAGAGAUCUACAAGGUGUGCCACACCACCGAGCAGCUGAAAUAAGGCACCUUUGCCAAGACUACGAAAAACAAAUUAGAGACUUAAAGCUUCACAUCAGAGAGCUUAAUCGAGAAAAAGACCAUCUAGAAGAAACAUCAGAAGUUCAGCGGGUAAACUUCAGAAAAGAACUACAGGUUCAAAUUGAUGUAAAAAAUGCAGAGAUUGAGUCUUUAAAAAAUGAAAACAGGAAAUUAAUUUUAGAAGCUCCAAUAAUAAAAGAAAGAAGUGAUCUCCUUAAAGACCAACUUAAAGAGUUAGUUGUGUCUGAAGAGCAUUAUUAUGAGCUUAAAAGAAUCCCUGAAGGAGAAAGGAGCUUAAGAGACUGAAUUUUCGUCAAAGUUUAUGAUCUAGUUGACGGAUACAGAGGAAACUAUGAUAGAAUCAGAAAAGAAGUCGAGUCCUUGAGGGCUGAAAACACAAUUUUGUCAGAAAAAAAGCAAAGACUUGAAAAAGACCUUGCGCAUACUGAAGCCCAUACGGGGAGUUAUGUAAAAGAUUUAGAAAGAAAGUAUGCUGAAAUUACUGCAGAAAAUAAAAGAAUACAUACUGUUGUGGACCAAGUAAAAAAACUAGCAGAUGAAAAUGGAGAUAAAGCAAUCAGAUUUGAUGAAAUAUCUAGAGAACUCAAGAAAACAAUGGAGGAAAGAGCAAGACUUACAAAUCAAGUGGAAGCCCAAAUAACACAAAUAAGGCAGCUAACAGAAGAUCGAGAAGAAGCUAAAGCUUUGCUAGAUGGAAGAAACAAAGAAUUUGAGCUGCUAACAAAAGAUAAAUCAUAUUUGACUAACUCACUUCCUCUCCUGGAAAAAUCUCCUUGUUUCACCCUUGUGAACAAAAUAAUUGUUUUAUAUAAUUUUUUUUAUGACAAAUUUUUUGAUAUAUAAUGAUAAUUAUUAUAAUGAAUCUCUAGCUAAAUCAGUUAAAUUUUAAGCAACCCCAGUUUAAAAGAUAAAUUUUGCAAAUUAUCUUAAUAUUUAAGGAUUUUUUUAAAUUUUGAAAAAAAUUGUUAAUAUAAAAUUUAUAUAUAAAUUUUACCCUUUAGUGAAUCGAAUUUUUUGUUCGCUCAUGGAGAGGAGAUUAAGCAAAACACUCAGCUUCAGGAUAAAAUCCAAAGACUUGAGGACAGAAAUGAUCGCCUCGAAGUCGAAAUCGUAGAAGCUAAAAAUGCUGCUCAAAACUAUUUAAAUCGGCUACUAGAUGCCAAAAAUGAAAAAAGCAGCGAUUUUGAAGAAAGAUUUCGAAAAGAGCUCCAAAACAUGAGGGACAGGCAUGAAAAAGAAGUUGACGACCUUAAAACCAAUUUAAAUGAAGUUCACACUAAAAGAGUCGAGUAUCUUAAAGAAGCUAAAGAAGAGGCCGAAUUAAAAUUGUCGCGGCUUGAGCAGGACUAUAAAGAUAAAUGUGAUGCAUAUGAUGCUAUUAUGAUUGAGUUUAGAAACAUGCAAAAAAAGCUGGAAGAACAGCUGCAAGAGCUAAGAAGUGAGCUACGGCUAAAAACUGAUAACUUAGAAAGGACUCACAAUGUCUAUGAAGAUACAAUAAAAGCUUUAAGACAUUCUAAAGCAGAAAAUGAGAUGCUCAAAGAAAAAGUUGACGUUCUAAGGCAAGAGUUUUAUAAAGCUGAAACUAAGUGCACCCAGGAAAACGCUGAAUUAAAAGCUGAGCUUGCAGUUGCUCGAGAAAAUUUACACCAAUAUGCUCUAAUUGAACAAGAGCUGGAUGAUGCUAUUAGAAAUCAAGAUGUAGAAGGAUUUCAAGCUCCAACCACAGCUAAAAGAAGGAUUAAACAAAGUUUAGAGCUUGCAAAGCAGCUAAAAGAAAAGCAAGUACUAUUAGAAGCUGUAAGAGGAGAAAAUGCAAAACUUCAAAGCGAAUUUGAAAGGCUAGAGUCCGAAUUAGAUUUAGCCAAAAGGCUUUUAAACCAAACUGAGCAGCCUUAUGCUUAUCUAAUUAGCCAAAUUGAAGGGAAAGAAAAAGAAGUUUCAGAUUUAAAGAGACAAUUAACAAAAGCUCAACAAAAGCAUUCAGAACUUGGAGCAGAAUAUGAUAUUUUAGUGAGGAGAAAUGAAGAGCUUGAAAAUGAUAUCAAGCAAAUUUUAACAAAAAGAGAUGCAAUCGAAUCCUUGAAAGGAAUGCUGUCUCAGCUUGUUGAAGAUGGAAAAGAGACAGAAAUAAAAACGAAGCUCAGAGAAACUGCUAGUUCUAAGACUGCACAGGCAAACCAAAAUACUCCAGGCUGGUUUACAACACUGAAAAAAAAACUAGCUCUGUCUUUCAAUUGGAACAAAAAUCCUGUUCCAAUUAAAGGUUGUUUUUUAAAAAAAAAUUUAAAUUUUUUCGAUAAAAAUUCUUUAAAGUUUUAAAAAAUAAAAAAUGAAGAAAAAAAUUUAUUGAUUCAGUGUGAAAACUGUUUCAUCUUAAACUUUUUCUAAAAAACAUCUUAAAAAGAUAUAAAUUUGAAUUUUAAUUUAUUUUUUGAAGUAUUAACUCAAAAAAUAAUAAAAUCAGUGUAAAAAACUGCUUAAAUAAUAAUAUUAAAUUUUAUAUAAAAAUUAGUAUUUUCAUAGAUAAAAUUUCCCUAUUGGAGAAAAACAAACUUUGUUCCUAUUUAAAGGGGUUUUAAAGUACCUAAAAAAUGGAAAUUUUUAUAUAUUUUUUUUCCCAAUUUAGAGUAAAUAAAUAA
Molecule: messenger RNA, 2876 nt
Organism: Blepharisma stoltei
Lineage: Eukaryota; Ciliophora; Heterotrichea; Heterotrichida; Blepharismidae
Source: the annotation of a GenBank genome assembly